Messenger RNA from Aspergillus ochraceoroseus IBT 24754, 1424 nucleotides. Its product is annotated as mitochondrial 54S ribosomal protein mL38. Lineage: Eukaryota; Fungi; Ascomycota; Eurotiomycetes; Eurotiales; Aspergillaceae. The record is from RefSeq and is a predicted model, not a curated record. Bases 22 to 1281 code for a protein of 419 amino acids. The transcript has 2 exons.
CCCCCCCCCCCCCCGGCAAACAUGGCCCAUUGUGAGCGGGCCUCAAGGCCUCUUCUGCAAUGUCUCCAGAAAUCAUCUUUGAGGGGCCUUUCCGCCGUCCAGCUGCAGUCGACGCGGGCUUUCCAGACCACCGCUGUUGUCCGGGAGGAGGCUCAAGCGGAAACAAAGAGCCAACCGUUCUAUAAAGCGCCAGAUCCUACACUCGUAACAAGUCCUCGGUUGGAGCGCAGAUUGAUACGACAAGGUAUUGCGCCGGUGGGAUCUCGUCGACGUCGUGCCGCGCUCCAGGAUUCGCCGAAUCUACCGUUCGAGCAGCUGCCUUACCAAUGCUUCCAGGAGGCACGGAAAGUUUUACUUGGAGAUCGGGACGAGAAGCUGGAGGAAAUAACCGCGACUAGUGAAAAGAUUGCUAGGAUUCAGUCGCUCCCACAGGACCAACUGAUGCAACAAGGCACCAAGUCCCGACUACGCGCACUGGAGCUUCACCUAGAGAAGCUCACAGUCCUGGCGGACAUCAAUGAUCCUCUUGUUAAGAAGAAGUUUGAGGAUGGAAUGGGCGACAUGAGCAAACCCAUUUACCGUUACCUGGCGGAUCAGAAAUGGAGGGAUUACCGCCGCAAAAUCCUGGUCCAACGAAUUACCCAAAUGAAAGUGAUCCCUGACGUUCUUCCUCACUGCGAUCCUAUCGUCGACACCAAGCUCUACUUUGGCAGAAAGCUCGUGCAGCCUGGAGAGUUCGUCAACUCGCAGGCCAGCAGCACCGCCCCCAAGCUGGACAUACAAUUAUUCGAAGGUGGAGAGAAGUUGGUGACGAUUGCUGUUGUCGAUUCGGAUGUUCCCAACGUCGAGGCAGACAGCUACGACUAUCAGACACACUACCUCGCCGUGAACAUUCCCAUCUCGGCGAUCAACACCAAGGUUGACCUCUCCCAGCUGUCAGCGGAUUCGCAGGUGGUCCUUCCCUGGCUGCCUCCUGUUGCUCAGAAGGGCAGCCCCUACCACCGAUUGUCAAUCUUCAUCCUGGAGCAGAAGGACUCUCAGCCGCUGGAUUUUGCUGCCAUCAAGGGCCGCGAAUCUAACCGCGACGACGCGCUUCUUCGUACGCUGCAAGCACGGUACCACCUGAAGCCCAUUGGAGCGCACCUAUUCCGAACCGUCUGGGACGACACAACACUAGAAGUCAUGAAGCAAAUCGGCUUCCCGGAAGCGGACAUGGAGCUCCGACGCAAGAGAGUCGAGCCUCUCCCUUACAAGAGAAGAAACCCGUCCACUUUCCGGUAAUUCUUUCGAGUACACUAUCACCUAUUACUCAUAGUUGUCUCCCCGUGUUCCUGCUCUAUCAUUAUUUGCUUUUUUUUUUCCCCCCCUAGAUAUGUACUGUACAACCGAUAUGUAUGAAUAUAUUCCAAAAUUCCUCCAACUCC